ACCUCAUCAAUCCCUUUUCCCUCCCUCAUUCAUUUUCCCGGAAAAGAAAGAGCAGGAAAAUUUUUACGAAAAUUGCAGUUAAAACUUAAAACCCUCGUUACUCGUUUCUCUUUUUAUUUUUUAUUUUUCCCACAAUAAUUCUCCUAUCUCAUUUUUUGAAUCCCGCGCAAUAUUUCCAAUUCUGCUUCUUCUUCCUUCUUCGUCUCCAUCUUAGGGCUAUAAAAUCCAGUUUGAUUUUCCUCCAUGAUUCUCGUACCCUAAUUCCUGAAACGGCGCCCGAGAAACUCGCAAUCAGUAACCGCUCCGAUGACGGAGGACAACGCUCCGAUGCUGGAGGACAACGCUCCUCCUCCUCCUCCUCCUACUCUCGCCGCCGCAGACGGCGGCGGUGAUUGGUCUUCUUCGUUCAGGGGUCUGUCGUCGUUCGUGAAGAAGGGCGACCGGCAAUUGUUCGGUGUGGAACUCCGGCCUGAUGAGACCACCAUAGUGUCGUGGAAGAAGCUGGUGAAGGACUCCCAUAAUGUUAACCAAGGAUCCGAUCAACGUUCCAAUGCUCUCGAGUCCAGAAUCGCUCCGGGACAACCUACUGAGACUAAAGAAGAAGAUGCUCCUCAAACACACCGUUUCAGUGCUGUUAUAGAGAAGAUUGAACGCCUUUACACGGGUAAGGAUAGUAGUGAUGAGGAGGAUCUACUUCCUGAUGAUGAUCAGUAUGAUACAGAAGACUCUUUCAUUGAUGAUGCUGAGCUGGAUGAAUAUUUUGCGGUUGAUAAUUCUGCAAUUAAACAUGAUGGUUUCUUUGUAAACAGGGGGGCACUGGAACGCAUUGCAAGAAAUGAACCUCCACCAUUACCUACUCAGCAAGUAAAGAAAAGGCGCCGAAAAGAUAUGUCAAAGGAUCUUGGUGAAAAUAUUGAUGGUCAUGUUUCAAAUAAGUGUGUAAAAGUGGGCAAGACAGCUGCUAGAAAGGCUGGACCAUUACCUGUGAAAAAAUCUUUAAAUUGCUCACAGGAUUUAGCUGUACCGGGUGAACAUGGUGAAGACUUAAAAUUUCAGAAUCAAUUGGACGUCUCUGGAAUUAGUUCAAAAACGAAAAUGGCUGAUACUAGACCAAAAUCAGAUCCUUCUGUGGCAGAAGCAAAAGUUGUUGAUAAAAAGAUAGGAGUACAUCAAUCUAAAAACACAAGUGCCAAAUCCCAACGUGCAAGAACCCCAAGUGUUGAUAAUUCAGAAAAUACAGCAGAAUCCCAACUUGCAAGAACCCCAUGUUCAAAGGACAAAAAUGGCAUCCGUGAACUACCAGAUCUCAACUUGUCUGAGGGAAAAUCUGCUAUGCUAACACCUAAAUCUGAAAACAUACUCAAGAAAGAUGGUUCUGCUGUUAGGCCAAAGGUUACGAUGCUCGAGAAAGCAAUUCGAGAGUUAGAAAAGAUGGUUGCAGAAUCCAGACCGCCAACUACAGAAAACCAAGAGGUUGAUGCCACAUCGCAGGCUAUCAAACGAAGAUUGCCUAGAGAGAUAAAGCUAAAACUUGCUAAAGUUGCUAGAUUAGCGCAGGCAAGCCAAGGUAAAGUAUCAAAGGAGUUAAUUAACCGUCUUAUGAGUAUUCUUGGGCACCUAAUGCAGCUCAGAACACUAAAGAGAAACUUAAAAAUUAUGAUCAGUACGGGUAUGUCUGCAAAGCAGGAGAAAGAUGAAGGGUUUCAACGGAUAAAGAAGGAAGUUGUUGAAAUGAUUAAGAUCCAGGCCCCAACUAUGGAAUCUAAGCAACAGCAUCAAGCUGGAGCAUCUGGAGAUCAAGAAUUAGGUCCUGAUGGAAAAGCAAUAACUACAAAUUUUUUUAGCAUGGACACUGCAUUGGAGGACAAGAUCUGUGAUCUCUAUGACCUUUUUGUUGAUGGGUUGGAUGAAAAUUCAGGUCCACAAAUCAGAAAGUUGUAUGCUGAGCUAGCAGAACUAUGGCCAAAUGGUUACAUGGACAACCAUGGUAUCAAACGUGCAAUUUGCAGGGCUAAAGAGAGGCGCAGAACACUUAAUAGCAAACCCACGGACCAGGAAAAAACUAAGAGGAAAAAGUUAUUGGCACCUCGACGUGAGGAGAACGUUUGCGCUAGUUCAGUUUCUUCACAACAGAACGUGCUAGAGAGAUUAGCUCCAGAAUCUGGCAGUCAUUCUGCUUCACCGAACAAGGCAGUUUCUAAUACAGUUACAGCUGCUCGGGUUCUCAAUCCUUCUGUGAAUGGACCAAAGCAAGUAAAAGCGAAGGGAAAUUCAAGCGGUUCUUUAGAUGUUGUCAGGGGUGCAGAUGGUGUUUUAAUAAAGAAGAAGGUGGUAAAGAAAAAGCAAGAACAUAAGUUGGAAGGAACUCAUUUUCGCCCUGAGAAGCUGGCUUCUUUGCAGGGAGAAGAAAGACAGAGAUCUCCAAAGCAGUCUGCAGGCCUUCCCUCCAAAUCAAACCUUCAGCCAACAUCCCUCCCUGUGCCUGGUCUUGAACAAUCGAGCUAACUUGGUAUCAACUAGGAGCAUGAUGGUCUGUGUAUCACAGUUUUUUGUUUUUCACCUAUUUUUAUUCUCAAUCCUCCCCUUCCCGAAUCAAAUUGUACCCUACAGAUUAUCACCAUUUUUGUAAUUGCGCUAUUAGAAUGAGAAUCUUGACAGAAAAUUUCAGAGAUAGGAAUGGAGGAAUUUCUGAUUCUCAAUAAAAUGAAGGCUUAAAUAAGUUUUUGGUCCCUGAAAUUGUAAAGGGAAUUAAAUUGGGUCCCUGGAAAUUUUUUGAAUCAAAUUGUAUCCUUUGAAUUUUUUUUAAUCAAAUUGGAUUCGAAGUGUGUUUUA
Molecule: messenger RNA, 2832 nt
Organism: Lotus japonicus
Lineage: Eukaryota; Viridiplantae; Streptophyta; Magnoliopsida; Fabales; Fabaceae
Product: ubinuclein-1-like
Exons: 13
Coding region: 307-2505 (732 amino acids)
Cellular component (GO): nucleus
Source: RefSeq, a predicted model, not a curated record